AUGAUUACAACAAAUAUCCUUUCCUUGCUCAGAUUCUCGGCCCUUUUACGUGUUGUUUUAAUUAUCUAUGGAGAAUGGCAAGACUCUCAUAUGGAGGUCAGAUAUACAGAUGUUGAUUACCUUGUCUUUUCUGAUGCUGCUUCCUUAGUGGCUUCCGGACAGUCCCCAUACCAAAGAACAACAUACCGGUAUUCACCUUUGCUGGCAUUUUUGCUCGUUCCAAAUUCAAUUAUUCAUCACUCUUGGGGGAAAUUUCUAUUCUCGGCUUCAGAUUUACUUGUGGGUUAUUUUAUCCAUUCCAUAUUGAAGCUUCGGAAGGUACCUGAGGAUCUUUGCAAGUAUUCUGUAAUGGUAUGGCUCUUCAAUCCAUUUACCUUCACCAUUGGAACUCGUGGGAACUGUGAGCCCAUUGUUUGUGCCAUGAUUUUGUGGAUCAUUAUCUGUCUUAUGAAAGGUAAUGUUUUACAAGCUGCAUUUUGGUAUGGACUUGUUGUCCACUUCAGAAUUUAUCCUAUAAUUUAUGCACUUCCAGUUAUCCUGGUUCUUGAUCCACUCUUCUUCCAAUCGGGUUUUAAGCCGAAACUCCUAAAUUGGAGGCUUAGGCAAGACAAAAAUGCUCAAAGUUAUAGUAAAAUGGCAGAUCAAUAUGGCUUAUGGACACCAGUGAAAACUAUAUUUGCAAAAGAGAGAAUAGUUUUUGCUCUGGUGUCAGGGGCUGUCUUCCUAUCUUGUACUGCACUAUUCUUCUAUUUUUAUAGAUGGGAGUUCUUACAUGAGGCGCUGCUAUACCAUCUUACUCGUACUGAUCCAAGACACAAUUUUUCAAUUUAUUUUUAUCACAUUUAUCUCCAACAUGAAUGUGAGUUCUCGGUGGUGGAAAAGCUCAUCUCCUUUUUGCCUCAAUUUGUAGUACAGAUGGUUCUCAUUUUCAGAUUUGGUCAAGAUCUCCCAUUUUGCUUUUUUCUGCAGACGGUGGCAUUUGUAGCCUUCAAUAAGGUGAUAACGGCGCAAUACUUUGUUUGGUUCUUUUGCUUACUGCCCCUGAUACUGCCGUGGACCAAAAUGAAACUUAAGUGGGAAGGCUUCAUUUGCAUUCUUGUGUGGAUGGGGGCUCAAACUCACUGGUUGCUGUGGGGUUAUUUGCUGGAAUUUAAGGGCAAAAACGUCUUCUUAAAACUCUGGCUCGCAAGCUUGGUGUUUCUGGCCGCUAAUACGUUCAUCCUCGUCAUGAUAAUUCGUCGGCAUAAUUACUCCCCAGUAUUUGAGCAGCUCGAAGCUGCAACUUUGAAGAAUGUAGUGAAACUUCAGUAAGGGAUUUGAGUCCUUGUAGAUUUGCUAGAGUAGUUGAACUAGUUUAUGAUGAACUUCUACACUUAAACUUUUUACCAAAUUUUGGAAAAAAAUAUUUACCA
Molecule: messenger RNA, 1412 nt
Organism: Pistacia vera
Lineage: Eukaryota; Viridiplantae; Streptophyta; Magnoliopsida; Sapindales; Anacardiaceae
Product: GPI mannosyltransferase 1-like
Exons: 4
Coding region: 1-1311 (436 amino acids)
Biological process (GO): GPI anchor biosynthetic process
Cellular component (GO): glycosylphosphatidylinositol-mannosyltransferase I complex; membrane
Molecular function (GO): GPI mannosyltransferase activity; alpha-1,4-mannosyltransferase activity
Source: RefSeq, a predicted model, not a curated record